This is a messenger RNA of Sclerotinia sclerotiorum 1980 UF-70, 1119 nucleotides long. RefSeq lists its product as hypothetical. The transcript has 4 exons. Gene Ontology annotation, molecular function: FAD binding. Lineage: Eukaryota; Fungi; Ascomycota; Leotiomycetes; Helotiales; Sclerotiniaceae. The coding region runs from base 1 to 1119 and encodes 372 amino acids. The record is from RefSeq and is a predicted model, not a curated record.
AUGCAUUUCGUUCACGACCUCACCGAGUCUCUAACGCCCGGUUCUGCUGUAAUCAGCAUUGGCGACAAAAGAUAUGAAGAGAGCAUCAAACGAUGGGCAGUGACCGCUGAAAAGCGAGCUUUUUUCCUUCAACAUCAUCAGAAGUAUCGAAGACAAUUCUUUGUGCCACCAAGUUUGGGUUUGAGGCAUGGACUGGCUACUGUAGGUGGAACUGUCAAUCUGACGGGAAUGGGGGGCUUGACUUUAGGAGGGGGGUAUGGGUACUUGAGCGGCGCAUAUGGAACGGUGGUCGACAACCUCCUUUCCGUUCAAAUGGUUCUUGCCAGUGGGGAGAUUAUUACGGUGUCUGAAAGACAGUACCCUGAGCUGUUCUGGGCUGUCCGUAGGGCCGGAGCAGCAUCCGGGGUAGUAACAGAGUUUGUUUUCCGCGCACACAAGCAAGAAAAUUUAGUAUGGGCUAGCAUGCUCGCGUUCCCUCCCGAUAAAUUAAGCUCAAUUCUCGAAUGCGCAAAUCAUGUCAUCGAUGUAUCCAAAGGAGAAGCCACAACAAUGGUAGGAUUUGCUACGCCCCAGCUAGAUCUCCCAUCAUGCAUCAUGACAGUUGUUUUCUACAAUGGCCCAGAACAAUCUGCAAAGGCAUUAUUUGAACCAAUUCUCAAACUCGAUCCCUUACUAAACACUACCGCUAUGAUUCCCUACCCUGAGGUCAACACCUUCCACAAUACAAAUGUUCCCGACGGAGCAAGAAGAACGAUGAAAGACUCUACAUUCACCACACCCGUGGACAUUCCAUUCGUGGAAAGCAUGUUCAACGAUUACGUAUCUUUCAUUCAAAGCACACCGGAUGCACAAAAAACUCUGAUUCUCUAUGAAUUCAUCAGUCCUCAUAAAAUCAUGUCCGUACCACAAAAUGCCACUUCAUUCGCGAAUCACGGACCCUAUGGGAAUGUAGUUUUCGUAACUGCAUGGACAGAUCCAGAACACGAUACAGUAUGUAGAGAGUGGACGAGAAAUAUGGCACGGAAAGCCAGAAAUCAACUAUUGAAAACUCGUGGUGCUGGGGAAGGAGUCGGCGAGUAUGCUAAUUAUGAAGGUCGAUUUCCCUCCCCGUAUGAAUGA